Messenger RNA from Cynoglossus semilaevis (tongue sole), 1671 nucleotides. RefSeq names its product protein FAM19A2-like. NCBI's taxonomy places the organism in Eukaryota, Metazoa, Chordata, Actinopteri, Pleuronectiformes, Cynoglossidae. The coding region runs from base 347 to 733 and encodes 128 amino acids. Gene Ontology annotation, molecular function: receptor ligand activity. The record is from RefSeq and is a predicted model, not a curated record. The transcript is spliced from 4 exons.
GGUCUGGGACCGUCAUAUUCUUCGAUCCAACCAAUAAUGAAGAUGUUCAGAUAUUUCACAAGGGAAUAAAGAUUUUGACCUUUAACUAACAUCAGACGAAAAAUCUGUGGAUCACUAAAGUCAUUUGGUAAUAAUCCUCCGGGGGCUAUGAACGUCUGAGCAAAAUGUCACCGCAAUCGGUUCUAUAGCCGCUGAAAUAUUACACUCUGUGCUAAAGUUUUGGAUGGGUCGGCAGGAAGACUGAUCUCCAGAGCCGGGGAAAAUACAAUUCAAUGAACAACGUCUGGUGUAUGAAAAAUUUUGUUUAUGAUUUGGUCCAACGGAGUUGUUUCUUUUUUUUGACAGAAUGCGGGAGCGAGGUCCUUGCAUUUGCGGAGUGGGUGUGUGGAGUCUGCUGCUGUCCCUCUGUCUGGCCUCCCUGACGCAAGCACACAGGAGUCACACAGUGCACGUGAAGGCCGGGACGUGUGAGGUGAUCGCUGCCCAUCGCUGCUGCAACAAAAACAAGAUCGAGGAGAGAUCCCAGACCGUCAAAUGCUCCUGCUUCCCCGGACAGGUCGCUGGUACGACUCGGGCCAUGCCCUCCUGUGUUGAUGCCUCCAUCGUAGCCCAGAAGUGGUGGUGCCAGAUGCAGCCGUGUAUGGAGGGUGAGGAGUGCAAGGUCCUCCCAGACCUCACAGGAUGGAGCUGCAGCACAGGCAACAAAGUCAAGACCACAAAGGUGACCCGAUAGUGCCACCCACUUCAAAAAGAGGACAAAGGAGUGGUGUCGGAGAAACGGAGACAGCACAAUGGACCUAAAGUAUUAUUGGUGUGAAUCAGACGCAGACUGAAACCAAGGAAAUCCACUAUUUGUUUCAUUUUUCCGAGGAUAUCUAUGACUCGGUGGCUGAAGAGACAGGACUCAAAAACACUGCCAUCAUCUUUAACACAAGUGUCCGUGGUCCGUCAACCCAGAGGCCCUGCAUCACCCACGAUCCUGUACUGCUAACACAACCUCUGAGGAAGUCAACUUUGAACUUCCGACCACGGGAUUAGAUGAAAACAAACGCAACAAAAGGAGAACCUUUCGUAAGCUCAUCCUGUAGUCGUCACCUCUCUUCUAUGGCUUAGUUGUGUUCCAUCUGCAUACUGGGACAAGGGGAUCUAGAUUUAAAACUGCUAUACUGUACUACAAAUGUGACCACAGAAUAAGAGGGGGUGUUUCCUCAGCGGCUGACAUGUUUAAUUUUACUGUGCCACAUCCUGUAUGAAGCACUCGCUGCUGUACGAAUGUUUAUCGAACCUGAAGUUGAACCUUCAUCUUCAUACUUUAAUAUCUUACUUUGAACUGAUUGUGGCAGACGGCACACCGUUUCUUUUCCUUUUUUUUUUUUAAAUGGGAGAAACAGUUAUUUGUUUGUUUUUUUGUUUGUUAGUUUUUUUUUUUUUGACCAAGGAAAAAAACCCAGGGUGAAGUUAGACUAAUUCCAAGUAGAUGUUACGGUAUAUUGAAAUAUUGAAAUAUGUAAACGUGUAAAAAAUGGUUAAUGGAAACGCCGGGGCUUAAGGUACAUCAGUGCUCUAAUGGUUUUAUUAUCUGUGUUUUUAAACGCCUGUUAACCGCAGUUGAGUACAUGUGUCAAUAUUAUACGAAACAAAUAAAAUCUUUCAAAAGAAAUCUCUGUGUCU